Phanerochaete carnosa HHB-10118-sp is the source of this 870-nucleotide messenger RNA. RefSeq lists its product as uncharacterized. The record is from RefSeq and is a predicted model, not a curated record. The transcript is spliced from 2 exons. The annotation marks the transcript as partial. Lineage: Eukaryota; Fungi; Basidiomycota; Agaricomycetes; Polyporales; Phanerochaetaceae.
CUUCAAUCGUCCACCAAUUCUGCGCCCGCCUCGAUGCAACUCGUGCAGCAGUGAAGUUCUCGCCCCGGCUAGGCGCAUCAUUUUUCUUCGCCCGUGGCGGCGGCGACCUCGAAGACGCCCACCUAUUCUUUCCGACCCUUACCUAUCAGCUCGCGCUGUCUCGUCGAACACUUCGCCCUCACAUUGCCCAUGCCGCACAAGAGUAUCUCCAACCCGACGGCGAACGGCAGAUGCACCACGCGUUCGAACGUCUUCAGAGCGCUCUCAGAGCCGCUCUCACAAUUGAUCAGCCGCCGACAUUCCUUGUCGUCGACGGGAUUGACGAGUGCAGGGACACGCACUUAGUUCCUGACCUGCUCCAAUAUCUACUCGUGCUGGUCCGUCAGCUACCCUGGCUCUACGUUCUCGUCGCGUCGCGUCCAGAACCUCGUAUUCUGUCAGUGCUCGCAUCAUCCAGCUCGGCCAAUGUUGUUCACCACAUCCGUCUGGAGGACAUGCUGGAGGAUUAGGCCAGCGCUGUUACCUCGACGAGACUGCGACAAAGGUAUCUCUGUAUGGCAAUCUCUUUCGUCGAACACCCUCUGUCCUUCGAUAUCGUGUAGAAUUUGCCAGCAUCUUCGUUUGCAUCACGGUAUAUCAUUUGGAUUUUAUUUCCGCAUUUCCGCUGCAAAACUUGCACGCCUCGUUUUCCAGAUGAAAUCAUCAGCUUUACUUCCUACACCCCACUAUGGUGAUCCAUCGUGGCCAGAUCCCCGAUUAGUGUUCUGCUGACGUUCACCUCCCGCACGACGCGAGAUCCGCGGAGUGUGCAGUUGCAGCCGCAGCGCUGCCUCCGAGUACCGCGUAGGCAUUCGAAUCGGCCAGACCGAC